AUGAAUGAUAUCCCCAUUGAGAAAAUCAAAUGGGUGCACUUCUUUCAACAAACAUAUGAUAAGCUGGAUCGAGCCUUUAAGAUUGUAACGUAUUGUUGCAACUCAAUUCAAGUUAUUUCAAUCCAACUUUAUGAUUUCUUAGACAGAUUUAACAAAAUCACAAAUACAAAUAUAACACAAUACCAAGCAUCAAAAUGUUACGAAUUUUCUAAAGCUUGCGCUUCACUUUUAGGAUUUUGCUCAGUUUUAUCCGAAACGCGUUGGCUUUCUUAUUUCAUACAGUAUCAUCUUCAUCACCCAUACGAAGUUAUGAUGAAAUUAUGGCAAGUAUGGCAAGAUUGCUCCGAAACAAUGAUGUUUACUUCCUUUGAGUUCAGAGAAUCUCUAGCAUUUGCAUUCUGUCAAGAUUUGAUCAAAGUUCACACCCUACUCUCAACGCAAAUCAAGAGUUGCCCAAUUAGAUACAAAGAUCAAUUUAUAAUUAAAUUAUCGCAGAUUCAGUCUUGUUUGCAGCAGCCACAGUUCAAUGAAGAUUUAUCUAAGAAUUCCUACGUUAUUAAACAUUCAGAAUGGACAAUAAUCAAAGAAAAUAUCGGCUCUGGUGGUUACGCUUCAGUACACUUAGCCAGACUCAAAUCUACCAACGAGCUUGUCGCUGUCAAAGAAAUGAAGGCCAGCCAGCUCUACGCUCGAAGAAUUAUUUUUAUGAAGCGAGAAAUCGACGCAUUGAUGAAACUGAACCAUCCGAAUACUAUUAGACUGAUAGGUGUCACAGUUACACCUCCAUUUUGCAUUGUAACUAAUUUAAUUCCAAAUGGAAGUUUUACAGAAUAUAUCAUUGGAAAUGGUCCUUUAACUACUAAAGGGACACCUAUAUUUAGACUUAGAAUCAUGUUAGACUCAGCCAGAGGCAUGGAAUACCUUCACGCGCUUGGUUUAAUGCAUCGAGAUUUUAAACCACUGAAUAUCCUUAUAGAUGAAAACGAAAGAGGUGUAUUAUGUGAUUUUGGCUUGUCCAGACCAUUUUCUGGAAAGAAAUCAGGUGAUUUAGGCACAAUGCAGUGGAUUGCUCCAGAAUUACUUCAACACGGCGUCCAAUACGACGAAUCAGUUGAUGUAUAUGCUUUUGGCAUAACACUAUGGGUCAUAGCAACCUCAAAGAACCCUUAUACAGGAAUGAGACAGAUGCAAUACGCAAAUUUAGUCAUUUCAGAAAAUUUGCGGCCAACACCACCAGACGACCAACCACCAGAGUUCAUUAAACUGAUGCAGCGUUGUUGGGACUCAAAUCCUAAAAAGCGACCAACAUUUCGCGAAAUCAGGCAAAUUUUAGAGUCAGGAACAGUUUUAAUGACAGGAGUCAACAAAGAAGAGUAUCUCAGCUAUGUCAAGAAGACACAGAAAGAACAUUUGGAUAUCCUAGAAAAAGUGAAGUCCAAAAAAUCUCCUUCAGAAAAAACAUUGGAAAAAUUCAAAAAAGUAUCACCUUUUGGAUCAAAAUCUCCCAUUCUUCUUGAGACUAUUUUAGACGGUAAUUUGUGUACAAGUGACAUAGUAGACAAAGUAGUUCAAAUGGUCGUCAACAGCGAUACAGAAGAUGUCGCAAAAAGAGCAAUAGACAUGAUGAUCGACAUUGACAGAAAAAAUUCUGACAAAAUUGCGUUUUCGGUUUUGACAAUUUUCAAUGAAGAUCCUGAAUACGUUAUCUCUGUUAUAAGACGCCUUUCUUUUGGCAUUACCAAUAAAAUGGAGUUCAUUUAUAAGAUAAUUUACCCAGGAGUUUCUCAAAAUCCUCAAUUAAUCGAUUUAAUCGAUGCCCUCGACUCAUUGGAGACAAUAAAUUACGUAUUUGACCUCGUGGAUGACAAAUUCGUGCCCCUGAUGAUAACAGCAUACAUGAAUAGGUUCGGAAUGGUCAAAGAAAUUAUUCAGAUCUCAUUUUGCAGUUUUGAGUGCUUAAAAUGCAUGAUAAGGUCAAUGAGGUUCGUAAAAAGACUGAAUGAGUUCGGUGAUGAAGCAAAAAUCCUUAAUUGCCUCCAAAUAAUUAAAUCAGAUAAAUGGAUGUCAAACGAAACAUUAAUUAAAGAGAUAUUGGACACAUUUACUGACCAAAUGAAGAAAUCUCAUCCUGGAUUGGCUUCAGCAGAAAUACUUAACUGCGCUUGCCAAUUCGAAUCGACCAAAAAAAUUGUUGAAAAAAGUGACUUUUGGUAUUUAAUUUCUGAGAUGUUUCUUUCAAGAAAUGAAACCGUAAUUGAUACAGUAUUUGAGAUACUAAAGAAGUUAGAAACACCAGAAAAAUACAGAAACAACAUUUUCGAGAACGCUGUGAAAUGUUAUGAAAAUACGAAACACGAGAAUGUGUUUGAGUUCAUAAUUCACUGUCUAAAUGAGUAUAAUAACCUCAAUGCAACCAAAUUCAUCUCAUUAUGCUUGAUUUUCAUGGAAAAUAACCAAAAGAAGAAUUUGGAUUGUGUAAAGACUCUUAUUAAGACAAAAAUCAAUUUGAAUUAUGAUGAAAUGAUAUCGAAAUCACUAGAAUGUUCAUUGAAGAAGGUAGAUUUUAAUACUGCUUUGGCUAUUGGAAUAUUCUUCUUGAAAAAUAUAGAAAACCAGAAAAUAACUAAUAUAAUACUGCCAAUAUUGAACUAUCUGUAUCAUUCAAGACCUCCUUUCCAAGUGAUUUUGCCUUAUUUAGAAAUUAUUUUGCAAUCUCUGACAGAUUUUGACUUAGUUGAAAUGCUUGUUAGAGAAAACUUUAUUUUAUACCUUAACCAUGUUCCUCUUUUAUAUCCGCGCGAAGAUGAUGUUCCUAAUAUCAUCGCUCAGUUCGGAGAAGCUUUCAGUAAGUAUGUUUGA
Molecule: messenger RNA, 2859 nt
Organism: Trichomonas vaginalis G3
Lineage: Eukaryota; Parabasalia; Trichomonadida; Trichomonadidae
Product: protein kinase protein
Exons: 1
Coding region: 1-2859 (952 amino acids)
Biological process (GO): protein phosphorylation
Molecular function (GO): ATP binding; protein kinase activity
Source: RefSeq, a predicted model, not a curated record